CGCAUUUCGCUCCUUCUUCUCAUCAAUCCCCAAAAAAUUCCCCAAUCUCCUCCUUCCUCUAUAUAUAUAUACCAAUCCCCUUCCCUUCCUUCCAUUUCAGCUGCUUCUUCUUCCUCUAAUUAUCUCUACCUCUUGUUCUCAUUUCCAUGGCGGCAGAAGAGUUCCAGGAGUCCGACGUGUUCUUCUCCGGUGACCGGGAAGUCGCAGAUCUGCACCACAAUCACCAUCAUCAUCGUCAUCGGCGGCAGCGGUCGAGGAACAACAAGAAGCAGAAGAAAUCGGGCGGCGGCGGUGAUAGUAGUGCUCGUGCUGCUGCUCCGUCGGUGCCGGUAGACAUCCCGACGAACGUGUUCCGGUUCGGAGAUUCCGAUGAAUACGAGGAGGAGGAGGAGGAGGAGGAGGAAGGAUUGAUUAUCCCGCCACACGUUAUCCUGGCUCGGAGGGUGGCCGGAAAAAUGGCGUUCUCGGUGUGCACGGGGAACGGGCGGACGUUGAAGGGGAGGGAUUUGAGCCAGGUCAGGAACUCCAUUCUUCGGAUGACUGGCUUUCUCGAAACUUAAAAACUCCUUGAUUGGAAGAAGAUGGGAGGAUCCGAGGAUCACUUCGCCGGCCCGGCCCGGCCCAGCCUAAAUUCUGGGCUGAUGUUUUUCUUUGUAAGGUGAUUGUUGGCCCAAAUUUCACUCUCGGCGUGAAAUUGUGGACUGGGAAAGGGGAAAUUAUUAUGAACAAUAUUCAGAUUGCCAGGUUGUUGAUUGGAAUAUAUUGUUCGCGGUGUUUGUCAAAAAUGACAAACCAAGAGUGAUUUUUAAAAGCAGAAAUAGAUGAUUAUUGUUGUUGGUGAUAAUUAUUUUGUUUAUUUAUUGUAAGUGAAGAAAUGUUGUGUAUAAAUAAUCCAGUUGUGAUGUAAAGAUAAUUUAAAAGGUGCACAGUGCGCCACCGGCCACCGCUGCUGCCUGCUAGUUACUGGGAGCUGGAAUUAUUUUGUCGUCAAUUUUCAUGCGUUUAUGUAUAACUUAACUAUAUAUACAUCAAAUUAAUAAAAUCGUAAAGAAGAAAAAUAAUCGUCAGGCCGACGUCAUAAAAAAGGAGGAGCUACUAGCUAGUAAGCCCAUUUAUGCCACACGGAUGGACCCAGAAAAAUGAAUUUGCGUUUUGGAU
Messenger RNA from Linum trigynum, 1158 nucleotides. NCBI's taxonomy places the organism in Eukaryota, Viridiplantae, Streptophyta, Magnoliopsida, Malpighiales, Linaceae. The record is from the annotation of a GenBank genome assembly.